Thunnus maccoyii (southern bluefin tuna) is the source of this 1511-nucleotide messenger RNA. RefSeq names its product glycosyltransferase 1 domain containing 1 (gene glt1d1). The transcript is spliced from 12 exons. Lineage: Eukaryota; Metazoa; Chordata; Actinopteri; Scombriformes; Scombridae. Gene Ontology annotation, molecular function: glycosyltransferase activity. The record is from RefSeq and is a predicted model, not a curated record. The coding region runs from base 182 to 1213 and encodes 343 amino acids.
UCAAGCGUGGUGCACUGCCAAGAAAUCAUGAGCUAAUCAUGUUGAGUUCAGGAAAUGUGAUAAGACUUGAGUUUAGCAAUCCUACAAAGCAGCUCAAAGAGGCUCUGCCUGCUGCUGUCCUAUCUGGUUUUCAUUGACGUUAAUGCGCACACGUUAAGUUGUUAGAUCGACAGAUGAAGAUAUGAAAUUACUCUUUCUUGCAUGUCUCAGUCCCAAAACUGGGAACCUCACCACAGCUGAGAGAAUAAGGUCCCACAUUGAAUCAGCAGGACACAGCUGUGAGCUUAGGGAUGCAGCAGAAUUUCAGUCUCCUGCUGAAGUGGCAAAACUAGUAUCCCAAAAUCCUCCAUUUGAUGGUGCACUGGCCAUUCAUCUGUUCAGAGCAGGCAGACUUCUCUUAGACAUCCAAGUACCCUUUGGCGUUAUCUUUGGUGGAACAGACAUAAAUGAGGAUGUGAAAGUUGAGCAGAAGCUUGUGGUUAUGGAGCAGGUGCUACAGAAAGCCAGGUUCGCAGUUGCAUUUACUAACAAACUGAAAGAAGCAGCUGAGUUGUUCUUGCUGUCCCAGAGCAGUAAAAUCUAUGUCCAGCCUCAAGGUAUCCAGACAGACGUGGCAGAGAAAUUCUGCUGGACUGAAUUCUUGAGGAGCUCAGGUGUAAGCACAGAGCGUGUGGAUCAGCUGCAUGUCUUCUUGUUGGUCUGUGGCCUCAGAAGAGUCAAGGACCCCCUCUAUCUGGUGGAGGUGUUUUCAGAGUGGCAUAACGAGAAUCCCCAGAAUGUGUUGGUUAUUAUUGGGCCAAAGAUGGAUCCUGUGCUUACAGCUGAGGUUGAAGCUGUUGUGAAGAGAACAGCAGGGGUCUUCUUGGCCCAAGAGAGGAGCCAACAGGAGCUUCAUGCUGCCAUGAAAAGGUGCUUUGCUCUGGUCAACAGUUCCAUCUCAGAGGGCAUGUCAGCAGCCAUCUUGGAGGCCAUGGAUCUUGGGAUACCCGUAGUGGCCAGGGACAUUCCAGGAAAUGCAGCUGUGGUUCAGCAUGAGGUCACUGGUGUGCUAUACUCUUCUCCUCAGGAAUUUGUGCAUCAGUCUCGGAGGCUGUUGUCAGAUCAUGAGCUGAGAGAGAGAGUGGUGAGGAAUGGAAAACUCUAUGUGGAAGAGCAUCACAGUCUGAAACAGGAGAGAGAAACCUACCAGAGGCUGGUGGACACUCUGCACUGAGCCUAAGAUCACAGCAUUCAACUUCACUCUGUAUACUUUCUCAGGUAUUUCAGCAACCAGGUAUUUCAGAGAACUGGGAAUUACACCCGUGUAUUUAGCUUGCCAGAUUGAAAUUAUGCUUGCAGUGCACUUUGAUAUAAAGACGAGGGAUGAUUAGGAUGCAAUAAAACAGAAAAAUGCUUGUCAUAUUAAUAUAUUUUAUGUACUGUAUUUGAAAUCUAUUAUGUAUUGUUAUUUAUUGUUCAAAUAUAGAAAAAACAUGGUUUCUUCAUUGUGCACAAUAAAAAAGGAGAACAAC